Penicilliopsis zonata CBS 506.65 is the source of this 1203-nucleotide messenger RNA. RefSeq lists its product as hypothetical. NCBI's taxonomy places the organism in Eukaryota, Fungi, Ascomycota, Eurotiomycetes, Eurotiales, Aspergillaceae. The transcript has 5 exons. Gene Ontology annotation, cellular component: cytoplasm. The record is from RefSeq and is a predicted model, not a curated record. Bases 54 to 989 code for a protein of 311 amino acids.
ACACUGUCCUAUAGAACUGAUCUUCUGUACUCCAUAUAUCACACUAUUUCAUCAUGAACGCUCUGGCUGAUGUCACUGUUCCUACUCCUGGAUUCGGGGCCAUGGGCCUCAGUUUUGGCUUGGGGUCGAACCUCAGCCUGGAAGAAGCUGAACCGGUCUUACUGAAAGCAAUUGAACUAGGCUGUACCUUCUGGGACACUGCGGUACUGUAUCAAGCAGGCGUGAAUGAACAGCUCCUGGGAGAUUUUAUCAAAAAGCACAAUUUGCGUGAGAAGGUAUUCGUCGCGUCAAAAUGCGGUUUCGACUCUAAAUUUCAACUCACCAAUUCUCCCGCCCAUAUCAGAGAAUAUAUACAAGGAACCAUUACCAGACUUGGGUUCACCCCUGAUCUAUACUACCUGCAUCGUAUAGAUCCGAAUACACCCCUCGAAGAAUCGAUUCCCGUGUUAGAUGAGAUUCGACGGGCUGGACUAACAAAAUAUAUUGGCCUGUGCGAAUGUUCAGCCAGCACGUUACGUAAAGCCAAUUCAAUCGCUCGGAUCGACGCCGUGCAGGCUGAAUACUCUGCUUCCGAGACGUUGCAUGAACGAGACGGCCUCAUCGACACCGCCAGAGAAUUGAAUAUCGCGUACGUAGCAUAUGGUCCUCUUGGGCAUGGAUGGCUGGUCGAUUCCUUUCCCUAUGCCUCACCGGAUGAUUUUCCUCUAGAUGAUGUGCGACGAAAGUCCCCCAAAUUCCAAGGAGAAAACUUCUACAAGAAUCGGGCCAUUGUGGAGGAACUCAAAAGGCUGGCUGCAAGGAAAAAAUGCACUGUUGCCCAGAUCGCUCUGGCUUGGGUGGCUGCGCAGGAGAUGAUUGCAAUUCCGGGAACCACAAAAGCAUCUCGAUUGGAAGAGAAUUGGAAGUCAAGAGAGGUCCAUCUGACAGAUGAGGAAAAGUUGGAAAUCAGGAGAGUGAUUGAUGAGAACCGGCCGUUUGGAAAUCGGUAAAUUCCUGAGAAUGAGGUGCUUUCAGGAAAUUGAUGUAUAGCUUGAAAAAAGUGAGGGUUUCAUCAAAGAUUGAGUUAGGCUUUGACAUACGGCCCAAGAAUUAGUCUAUGGAUGAUAAGUAUACUGUUGCUUGGAAUAUAGCACUUUAUGAACCUCUAACCAGCUUGCUUCACUUAUGACUCGCAUCCUAGAAAAACAAUCAAUUUCUGGGCCU